AUGGUCUAUCUUUUUUCUAUCGCGUCCUUUGCUUUACUCGCUACGAUUGCCGUCGUCGGGCACCCAGGAGCUGCUCCAAUGAGCGGCGCCGAGGUCGCCCGCCGUUCGCAGCUUCAGCAGGCUACCCGCCGCUCUCUUGGGGCAUGCCAGGACACCCUGGCGCGCCGUAACAAGAUGGAGAAGUCAGCAGCACGUCGUGCGGCCCUAGCUGACGAACUUCGAAAGAAGCGAGGCCUCCCCACUCGUUCGCAAUACAAGCGCGCUCUCACGUUGGAAGAAGUCUUGAACACCGAUCACCACUCGAAUGCGACUGGCCUUACGGUCGACUCUGAUCCCUUUUCCGCAGACGCGUCCUGCGUGCUCACUCCUGAGCUCGAACAAGGACCUUUCUAUGUUAAGGGAGAAUACGUCCGCAGGACCGUCUCAGAGGACCAGCCCGGCCUCUAUUCCUACGUCGAUCUUGAACUUAUCGACGUAUCGACCUGCGAGCCUCUUACUGGAGUGUACAUCGACUUUUGGCACUGCAACUCCACCGGUGUCUAUGCGGGAGUUAUAGAAUCUGGGAAUGGUGAUUCCAGCGACUUCUCGAACCUCGAUGCGACGUUCCUCCGUGGCAUUCAGCCGACUAACGAUGAAGGAUACGCGUCGUUUGAGACCGUCUUCCCUGGUACACACUAUUCCGGCCGAGCCACCCAUUUCCACACCGUCGUUCACAGUGACGGGACCCUCUUCGACAACGGUACCUUUACAGCCUCUAGUGAACACCACAUCGGCCAAAUCUUCUUCGACCAAUCCUUGAUCACCGCGGUUGAACUCACGUCGCCCUACAGCAACAACACCGUCGCGGUCACUACCAACUCUGUUGAUCGGGUGUUCGCCCUUGGCGUUGAACCUGAUGAUGGAUCCACUGGUGUCGACCCUGUUCUUGAGUAUGUUUACCUUGGUGACGACGUGUCGGACGGUCUUCUUCUCUGGGGCACCAUCGGCGUCGAUAUGAGUGCCAGCUUCACCAUUUCUCCGGCUGCCACCUUGACUGAGGAUGGUGGUGUUCUGAAUGAAGGUUCCUCUGGAGGAGGCCCGGGUGAAGAAUUUCCUGGUGCCGGAGAUGGCAACACCUUUUGA
Desarmillaria tabescens is the source of this 1122-nucleotide messenger RNA. RefSeq names its product aromatic compound dioxygenase. Lineage: Eukaryota; Fungi; Basidiomycota; Agaricomycetes; Agaricales; Physalacriaceae. Gene Ontology annotation, molecular function: iron ion binding; oxidoreductase activity, acting on single donors with incorporation of molecular oxygen, incorporation of two atoms of oxygen. Bases 1 to 1122 code for a protein of 373 amino acids. The record is from RefSeq and is a predicted model, not a curated record. The transcript has 6 exons.